Molecule: messenger RNA, 2785 nt
Organism: Branchiostoma floridae (Florida lancelet)
Lineage: Eukaryota; Metazoa; Chordata; Leptocardii; Amphioxiformes; Branchiostomatidae
Product: mitochondrial ribosome-associated GTPase 2-like
Exons: 1
Coding region: 50-1261 (403 amino acids)
Cellular component (GO): mitochondrion
Molecular function (GO): GTP binding; GTPase activity; magnesium ion binding
Source: RefSeq, a predicted model, not a curated record
GGUCCAAACACGCGUACACGGCGAUGGCAAAGGUCACAAUAUUUCGCCAAUGAGUUCAGUCUGGUCCUUCCACUUCCCGAACAUGUUUCUUUGGAGACUAGGACAGGGCAUGACAGCAGGACGUAGCUUAUGCAACUCACAACGCAUCUUUACAGUCUUUGUCCAGGUGUCCGUUCAGAGAACUUAUGCCAGCAAGCAGAGCGAGAAAAAGAAAGCAAGGGCCUUCGUGGACUGGCGCCGCGUGAGCGUUGAAGGAGGGAAGGGAGGGAAUGGUUGUUCGGCAUUCAUCCGCGAGUUUGGCCGGCCGUUUGGUGGCCCCGGCGGUGGAGACGGUGGCAGCGGCGGAAACAUUGUCAUCAAAGCUAACAAGAGAGUAAAAUCCUUAGCUAAAGUGAAGAGUAUUUACAAGGCCGAGAACGGUAGCCCUGGUCGCAAUAAUAGUUGCCAUGGAAAAAACGCCUCACAUACAGUGAUCCCAGUUCCGGUAGGAACGUGUAUCAAGGAAAAUGGCAAUGUCGUAAUAGACUUGGAGAGGAAUGGAGAUGCUGUGGUUGUAGCACAUGGGGGACUGGGUGGUAAAGGCAACCAGUUCUUUUUAUCAAAUGAGGACAAGGCUCCCACAUUGGCCACAGCAGGUGAGUCAGGAGAGAAAUGUGUACUUGACCUAGAGCUAAGGACAAUUGCACAUGUUGGGCUGGUAGGAUUCCCCAAUGCAGGCAAGUCGACCCUGCUUCGAGCAAUCUCGCGUGCUCAGCCAACUGUUGCAGCCUACCCUUUUACUACACUGAAACCCCAUGUGGGGAUCAUCCAGUAUGAAGAUUUCGAGCAGGUGGCAGUGGCUGACAUCCCAGGGCUCAUACGUGGCGCACAUCUCAACAAAGGCCUUGGCCACUCUUUUCUUCGCCACAUUGAGCGCUGUUGCUUUCUGCUCUUUGUUGUUGACCUGUCUGUCAGAGAACCUUGGACACAGGUGGACGACCUGAUGUAUGAGUUAGAGAUCUACCAAUCAGGUCUUUCUUCCCGGCCACAUGCUGCAGUGGCAAAUAAGAUGGACUUGCCUGGAACUUCAGAGAAACUGACGCUUUUACAAGAACAUGUGGACAUGCCUGUCAUACCUAUUUCUGCAAAGGAAGGACGGGACGUAGGCAUGGUGAUAAACCACAUACGUGAACUAUAUGACAGGGAUAUGGCACAGGUAGCAAAUCAAAAGGGAGAAACAGAAAAUCAGUCUCACAAGAAAACUGUUCUCCUGGAGUGGUAACAUUACAACUGUCUACCUUAGUUUUCUCUGCUGUGGAGGCCUCACCAUUUUUAUUUGUUGCUUCUCGGAUCCUGCUGUCCUAUUUUUCCCAAUUUGAAAACAACCAAAAAAAUUGGCCAUUCCUCCCGUUUUCACUGCCUCUCCUAACUUAACCUGGAAUCCAGUCUAUUCAUGGCACAACUUACUGUAGUUAGUGUAGGCUCUGUACAGGGCCAGUUGCAGCUCUCUUCCACCGGGGUUAUCAUGAUCACACCAGUAGGAUUUUUCGUGCGUAGGACUUUGCCCAGCGGGAGUUAAUUCCCAAAUAAACUAUGGGCCUCAAAUUUCAGUGCCUGUACUUACGUGGCUAUUUUGGAUGGUACUUAUGUUAUUUUAUUGGGGGGGGGGGGCUUUGCUAAUCAGGAUAUCAAGAUAAAAGCUCCUUGGUUGCAUAACAUAUGUGCAAAGGAAAUCUGCAAACUGGUUAUUUGUUAAAUCUGUUGUUAUUUAUUUUGUGGUAACUUUAGUAAGCCCAUCGAUCUCUCAAGCCCCUCGACCCCAAACUUUUAUUCUUACCUCGACCCGCCUGUCAAAUUUUUGUGUGAAAAAAUCUGAGAAGCAACAAUUUAAAUUGCAAUCACAAAUCAGGUUACUUCUUGUCAUGCCCCAGCAGUCUGUAGAUGAAGUGCUUGUUUUCACAGAAUACAAAGCGUACAAUGAUCAAGUAUUUUAUAUUCCAUAGAUACGCAUAGUUCAGCUUACUAAGAGUUUAAAACUGUACAUAUAGUCUUUCCGAUAUUGCUGGGUAAAAUUUUGUUUUUGUCUGCUCUGAUUUAUGCUUUGCUCUAAAUGUAUUGAUCAUAUGCUAUUCUAGUACAGGAGUGGCUGACAAUGAAUUGAUGUUCUGCUUUGCAUACAUGUAGGUCCUAUGUGACUAUAAGUAAAUGUUUUUGUUCUCACUUAGCUUACAUAUAUUUCGUUUCUAGAACGUGUAUACAAGAGCUUUAGAAUGCAGUAGCUAUCUAUGGUGGUACUGUCCAUUUAUGGUGUAGAAGGUUGCUUGCAGCCGUUUACCAGUUGGACAUUUGGCUACCUGCUGAGGCAUAGGAUGCUUACGAGCCAAUGUCAACAUGUUUACAACAACCGUUCUGUUUUAGAAGACAGCAAUGUCCUCUGGUGUCUAUAUGGCGUCCAUCCAUCCAUCCUGUGAGCACUGGUACCUCUGAGCAAGUUACAUUGAUUUGUUUUUCUAUCAGCGAAAAUAAAAACUAGUACUAGUAGUCUUUUCUCAUCUUCCUCAGUUAGGGACUGUUGCUUUUACAGGGUCAAACAUUGGACGUACUGUGUCCUGAUGGCGUCUGGAUUGGACUGUAGCCAGUAGUCGUUGUUAAAAAGAUAAUGAUAUACAGUACAAAUUGAUGUAUUUCUUGUCUUGCAUUCUUUCCAUGUAUUACUUCCAUGAAGGCCUUUGUUCUCACUUUAUAUUUCGUGUAUUUUGUGGCAUUUCUAAUACAAUACUAGCCACCUUGUCACAGAAGGUCAUAU